Molecule: messenger RNA, 2933 nt
Organism: Acomys russatus (golden spiny mouse)
Lineage: Eukaryota; Metazoa; Chordata; Mammalia; Rodentia; Muridae
Gene: Fam184b
Product: family with sequence similarity 184 member B
Exons: 16
Coding region: 37-2895 (952 amino acids)
Source: RefSeq, a predicted model, not a curated record
GAGUCAGAGCUUUUCAGUGCAGGGCUCCUUAAAGCGAUGGCAUCUGCCCUCAACAGCAAAAUUCACCCUCCAGGAAACUGCGGGAGCUCUAAAGCGGAUGCCCGCGGAGGCUCGGGCUGGAAAAUGGACUGCGAUCCCGAGAUGCACGUGAAAAUGUGCAAGAAAAUCGCUCAGCUUACCAAGGUAAUUUAUGCCCUGAACACCCGCCAGGAUGAGGCAGAGGCCAGUGCAGAGUCUCUACGGGAAGCCCACCAGGAGGAGCUCCAGGAUGCAGUGGCUGAAACCAGGGCCAGGCUCCUGCAGGAACAGGGCUGCACCAGUGAAGAUGCUGAUGCCCUUCUGAAGCGCAUCCAGUCUCUGGAGAGCGCCCUGGAGCUGCAGAAGAGGCUAACACAGGAAGCCAUGGCUGAGUCGGCCUCCUGUAAGUUGGAGACCAAAGAGAGGGAGCUGCGGGUGGAGGCUGAGCAUGCUGAACGUGUCCUGAUACUUUCCAAGGAGAUGCUGGAGCUCAAGGCUGAUUAUGAGAAGAGGCUCCAGCUGCUGACUAGCCACGAGGGACCCCAGUGGGGCCAGCUAUCCCAGGAGAGCCCUGACGCCACAGCAGAGUCUGGCCCACGACCGGAGGAGAUGCACCAGGUCCUGCUCGAGGUGGAGCGACUGCGAGCCGAGAACCAGCAGCUGAGCCAGGAUUACGCGCGCAAGGCGGAGGAGCUACAAGCCACCUACGAGAGGGAAAAUGAGGCCAUCCGGCAGGCCAUGCAGCAGUCGGUCAGCGAGGCCCUGUGGCAGUGGCAGGAGAAAGAGUCAGGCCUUCGAAAGAACUUCCAAGUCCAGGAGUCCGCCCUGCAGGCUCAGGUCAGGAAGCUGGAAGGAGACCUCGAGCACAGAGGGCGCAAGAUAAGUGACCUCAAGAAGUAUGCCCAGAAACUGAAAGAAAGGAUCCAGGACCUGGACAUGCAGCUGAGGGAGGCUCGGCAGGAGAAUUCGGAGUUGAAGAGCACAGCAAGGAAACUUGGUGAGAAGUUGGCCAUUGCCAAAGACAGACUGAUGCUUCAGGAGUGUCAUGUGACACAGAAAACUGAUGACAUGAAGACAGAGAAUGAAGUGCUGGGGAAAACAAAUGACCCGGAAGCCUGCAGUCUCCAUCCUCAGCAGGAGCAAGGCUUGCCCAAGUUGUGCCACUGCUGUAAAGGCGGCUCAGAAACACAGACCAAGAACAAGGCAAGUGAUGAAAUGGAACGCAUGAAGCAACAAUAUGAAGAAGACCUCCGUUCAGUCAGGCGCCAGAGUGAGGAGCAGAAGCAGCAGCUCCGAGAGCAGCUGGCGAAGCGCCUGGAAGCCUUGGUGAAGAAGCACACUGUGGAGAUGAAGUCGGCGCGCUCGUCUGUGGAGCUGGAAAGGAAGAAGCUGAAGGAAGUAGAAGCUCAACUGGAGGAAGUGAAGACAAAAUCAGAAAGGGAAAUAAAACAGCUGGAAGAUGAGAAAGCUGCCCUCAGCGUGAGGCUUCAGAAUUCUCUCCUUGAGGAUCCAUGCUCAAAGCCAAAGGAACCUUCCCAGACACCUCCCAGAAAAGAGGACCCAGAGAAGUUUACAGAUGAAGAAGAAACCAGCAGUGAAGAAGAAGAUGAAGAAAGGACUGGAGAGCCACUCAAGGAAAGAAUUGACCUGCAGCCUCCAUCGGGCUCUGUGACGAAGGACAGGGCAGCGGAGACUGGACAUCAACCAGAGGACUGGCCAAGCCAAAAGACCAAUCUACAAAGCCAGGCUGCAGAGGAGGGCUUGAAGAAGGCAUCCAGUCACAGCCUCCAGAUCCCACAUCAGGCACACCUGAUGGAGCUCCAGGCCCUGGAGGAGAAGGCCAGACAAGAGCUGCAAGAGGAUUGCACGGAAGCCCAGCAGCCUCUGCUGCUUGAGUCCCUGAGGCAGGAGCUGACAGAGCAGCGGGCUGCCUGCUCAGAGCAUCAAAAGGCCCUGGAGAUACUACAGAAUGAGCUAAGAGCCCUGGGCCCCUCAGGGAAGCAGCAGGCCACCAAUCAGUGUUCAGGGGACAGCAUAGACCACACCUUUAUUGCAGAGGAUGUGGGUGUUCCAGGCCUUCCUAGUUCCCUGCCCUGUGCUGCAGAGAAAGGACUCCUACAGGAGAACGCGCAGCUCCAAGACACUGUACUGCGCCUGCGUGCAGAGGUGGAACAGCACCUGCAGGAGGCGCUGCAGCUGCGUGAGCAGCACCGCUUGUUGGAGGAGGACCAGAAGGCCCAGAGAGCCGUAGAGGUAGAGGCACUCCGCCAGGAGCACCGGAAGGAGAUGCAGGCCAUGGUGGCAGAUUUCAGUGGUGCCCAGGCCCGACUCCAGGCCCGGCUGGCUGCUCUGGAAGCUGAGCUAAAAGAUUCUGGGGAGAAGCCAGGAAAAGGAACUUCACGGCCUGAAGAUCUGCAGCUCAUCAGCCGCCUGCAGACACGCCUGAAGGAGCGAGAGGACAUCAUCAGGCAGCUCACGGAAGAGAGAAGAUUUCACUAUGCAGCCUUCCCCAGUGCAAUGUCCCAUCGGAAUCGGUCCUUCUCUUUCAGCCCUCACCCGGGAUACUUGACCCCUUCCAUGAAGAAAAAGAAGAUGGAAGAAGUGCCCAGCAGAGUGGUCAGCGUGCCAAACCUUGCCUCCUAUGCAAAGAACUUUCUGAGUGGAGACCUGAGCUCCAGGAUCAAUGCCCCUCCCAUAACUAAGUCACCCAGCCUGGACCCAAGCUCCAGCUGUGGCCAGCCUCACAAACCCACCCAGUUACUAGACGGGAAAACUGCCACAAGGGCACAAGAUGGGGAAUCAACCCAACCCAAAGAAGGCCCACAGAAGCAAGGCUCUCCACACCAGGAAUGGUUCACCAAGUACUUCUCAUUCUAAGCUGAUCUCUUCUGUCCCUUCCAAGGAGGACAUUAGAA